AUGUACACAUCAUUACCUGGAAGCAGGAAUUCCGAGACCCAUCUGCCCCCUGAUAUUUCGGCUCCAGAAGAAUAUACGUCACAGUAUGGCCGAACAUCCUCAUCAGAACGAUCACUUAUUGAGAAUGAAGAAUCAACAAGUACUUUAAGUCCCUCGCCAGGAGUUUCGUCUCCAGACUCAGAAAGUGUUGACUUGGAAAAAUCCGAUAUGCAAACUGAGCCCGACUCGAAGAGAAGAGGAUGGAGAUUCUAUGGAAGUUUUGCUUGUUUGGCAAUUCUCAACCUUGUUUGUGCUAUUGAUGCCACAAUUCUUUCCGUGGCUUUACCUACCAUUGCAACAAGCUUACAUGCCACUGCGAUGCAAGCUUUCUGGUGUGGUACAUCAUUUCUUCUAUGCUCUACAGUCUUUCAGCCUACAUGGGCAGCUUUCUCUCACAUCAUCGGUCGAAAAUCAGUACUCCUGACCGCUCUAUUCCUCUUUUCGGUUGGCACAAUCCUUUGCUCCGUCGCCAAGAACAUUGAGCUUCUCUUGGUAGGAAGAUGUAUUCAAGGUAUUGGAGGAGGCGGUCUUGUAAGUUUGACUUAUGUCCUUCUUGCUGAUAUGGUCACCCUCCGUGAGCGCGGUAAAUGGAUGUCGAUAACAUCUCUUCAAUGGGCCAUUGGUUCCGUUAUCGCCCCAGUCAUCGGUGGUGCUUUUGCAGAAAAGGUUACAUGGAGAUGGAUUUUUUGGCUGAACAUUCCAUUUUGUGUUGUCAGUGCUAUUGGUAUUCCGAUUUGUUUGAAGUUGAAUAUUAAGCAAGGUUCUAUGUGGACUAAGCUUAAGGCUUUUGAUUGGUUUGGAUCAUUCUUGUUUGUGGCUUCUGUCACUAGUCUCUUGAUUCCUCUUACUUGGGGAGGUGUCAUGUACGCGUGGAGCUCUGUCCGCACACUCGUACCACUACUAGUCGGUGUUGGUGGCCUUAUCGCAUUUCUCAUCUACUCCAUCUUCCAAAAAGGUGACCCGUUGAUCCGACGCUCAUUGUUCAACUCCCCCACAGCAAUAGUCGCUUACUUCGGCACAUUCGUUCAUGGAAUCUGCGUAUGGUCCAUUCUAUUUUACAUGCCUUUAUACUUUGAAGUCGCCAAAAAUUAUACUCCCAUCCAAUCUGGCAUCGGUCUCUUCCCAAUGACCUUCACUACCGCUCCAGCUGCUGUAAUGGUCGGUCUCAUUAUUGCCAAAACCGGUCGCUACCGCCCUUCAAUCUGGGUAGGAUGGGCUAUCUCUACUUUAGGACUCGGUCUACUCAUCCUUCUCAAAGAAUCUACUUCGACAGUAUCCUGGAUCUUCUUCAACCUCGUUCCGGGUAUUGGAUUAGGCACUCUGUUUUCCGCUCAAGGCUUCGCAGCCCAAGCCUCAGUCACCAACGCCGAUCUUCCCUUUGCCGGAGCUAUGUACUCUUUCUUUCGAGCUUUUGGCCAAACAAUCGGCGUCGCAAUCUCUGGUGUCAUCUUUCAAAACACAUUCCAGAACAAAAUUCUCAAAACGUCCUAUGCCGUCUACGCAAACGAAUGGUCCAAAGAUGCAUCCGCAUUUGUACAAAUUGUAAAAGCAUGGUCAAACACCGGCGCAGAGGGAGAAACGAAGCAAGUAGUCAUUGGAGCUUAUGUUGAAAGUUUGAGAAUGGUAUGGAUUGUUAUGUGUGCAUUAGCUGGACUGGCUUUUGUUACUAGCUUAAUCUUCACCAAGGAAAUUGCUAUGAGCAAGGAAUUGGAAACGGAUCAGGGGUUCGAUUAUGGGUACGGGGAUAGAAAGGGGAGGGAAAGUGGUAAAACUAUUCUUCCUAUUACACCGCAGCAUAAUGGGGAUAUGGGAGCUUAA
Botrytis byssoidea is the source of this 1857-nucleotide messenger RNA. RefSeq lists its product as uncharacterized. The transcript has 3 exons. Gene Ontology annotation, molecular function: transmembrane transporter activity. Gene Ontology annotation, biological process: transmembrane transport. Bases 1 to 1857 code for a protein of 618 amino acids. The record is from RefSeq and is a predicted model, not a curated record. NCBI's taxonomy places the organism in Eukaryota, Fungi, Ascomycota, Leotiomycetes, Helotiales, Sclerotiniaceae.